AGAAGCGUCUGUGUGUGUGAGAGAGAGAGGAUUGUUUACAUUUUCUGCAGCCCGUUAAAAUGAAUCCUCCGAUGAUCAACUCGACCAGCUCCGUGUCAACUACCAAAAGAAAACGAGAAGCUGAGCGCUCGGUUAACUGGACCGUGGAGGAAACUCAGGUGCUGCUGUGCGCCUGGAGCGAUGAGCGCAUCCAGAAGAGUUUGGCAGAAAACCUUCGCAACAGGCAUGUCUUUAAACUCCUCUCGGCCCGCAUGAGUGAGAUGGGUUUCUCUCGAAGUCCACACCAAUGUCGGCUCCGGGUCAAAACCCUUAAGGCGAACUAUGUGAGAGCCAAACUACAGAGGAGCGUCGACAGCUCGCAGCCUUGCACUUUUAAAUAUUUUGCAGAGAUGGAUGCUGUGCUGGGCCGCAGGUCAGCGGGAGUGGAGGGAGGGCAUUAUUUUGUUUCUCCAGAACGGAUGUCGGAGCAUCACCUUGAGUCCACUGACAGGACAGGAAGUAACCCUGUAGAUUUAAAUUCUAAUACAGAGAUCAGUGGACACCAUUUGGGUUCUUUGGGGAGGACAGGGAGACAACGUGUGAGCUCUUUAGAGGAGAGAGGAGGCCGUCAGUCCUGGCAGCUCGACUCUGAAGUCAAGUUGGAGGAUGAAGAAGAUUCAACAGAUGAGUUUGAGUUUAGCAAUACAGGAUUCCAUCAACAACACCAUGAAGUUUAUCUGGAGUCAUCCAUCCAUCGCGAAAUGAGUGGUACAAUAGUGGAGAACAGCAUGAGCUCUCCUUCCCCACAUGUAGUACCUCCACCACCGCCUCCUCCUGCAGCUGCUCCUCCCUCUCCUCCUCCUCCCCCUCUCACCCAGUCUGCCGCCUUUCCUCUCCCUGCACCACCAGAUCCAAGCCCCAACACCCUGCCCGCCUCUGGCCACCAUCACCCCGAGUCCUCCUGCUUCAAGCACCUGUCAGAGUGCUUCCAGCGGCUGGUGUCGGAGACGCGGGGCCUGCUGGUGCAGCUGGAGAGCCAGCGGCAGGAGCAGGCUCGCUGGCAUCAGGAGCUCCUGGCUCAGUGGCUGCAGAGGGAAGAGCGCCGGCAGAGGGAGACGGCCGAGAGGGAGGAGAGGAGGGAGAAAGCUCGCAUGGAGCAUGAAAUCAGAGUCCUGGAGCUCCUCACCAGUUUAGCCAGAGAGCACAGGUGUAAAUGUGGAGGCAGCCAAAAUACAGCGGAGGCUCCAACUGGUCCAAAUCUCACCGUGAACAAAGACAGAAGUUAACACUAAGGAUAUUUUACAGUGGACUGAUGUUCAAGCUCAGGUGGAACCAAAACACAGCACUGAUGACAGACAGCCAUAUUCAGGGCCUCAACCCUGAGUGAGAUGGAGUGAAAUCUCAAUUGCACCAAAUUCAGGAAAAGACCCUCGAAUACCAAUCAGCUGUGAGUAUGAGGAGAUGAUUAUUGACUAACAGCAACUGGUUAGUUGUACUCUGAAAUCUUAAAGGGCGGCUCCAUCUACAUUCUUCUCCAUGUUUUUUCACAUGUGAAGUCCCAAUCAGCCACAAACAAAAAGCAGCAAGGUUACAGCGCUGAUACCCUCCCAUCCCCCAAAGCACACACGUGCCGUUGGCAGCACAUUUUUAGAUCCAUAGUCAGUUAGUACGUUUACAAAAGUCAAAUUAUUGUGUUAGUCCGACUAAAACUGGACUUUUAAAAUACAUGUAAACAUGUAAGUCCGACUAAAAUCAGUUUAAACUGAAUUUCUCGAAGUCGGACACACCCAGAUAAUUCGAUUGGAAGUCGAUUUCCUCCGUCGUGUAAAAACUUCAGCCGGACUUUAACUGAAUUCGGGGUUCUGAGCGUGCUCCUUGUCAUCAUGUAUAGACCUACAUCAAGUCAUAUAGGAAAAAGUUCUUUGUAGGAUUUGGGAAAACAGCAUUAUGACAUCCAAAACAUACAGCGACAGACCAGAAUUUGAAUUUUUGGAUUAAUGGGUACCACUGCUGAAAAGCCACAGAGUGAUAUAAAAACCUCAAAAAAAAUAAUGGAGCCGCCUUUUAAAGGAAGAAACUACAUUUGAAGAGUGAAGGAAAAUUUCUUCUUCUCUCUUUUAACUCUCACAGUAUCUUUGAGAGGAUUUCUUUGGUGUAAUUUGAUUGCAUUAAAUGUAAUCUACCUGUUUCAUGCAACUUUAUUAAAUUCAAAAUUAAAAAACAGAAGUUUUCAACUGUUUCUGUUCCCUGCUGAAAUCUGUUUUUGGUACUAAUGAAGAAGUCUUAAUCUGUACUCAAAGUUGGCGAUAUUGACACUUUAUUAUUAAAGCCUCAACAGCUUAAGUGACGACUUCAACACUUCUGUUAGAGGGUCGCUGCUGCCGAGCAAACGUGCGCGAGAAACCAUGUGAUGGUAAACGAUGGUGUCCUCGCUAAACAUUUGACAGCUGCCGUCUUUGCUCUUUGUUGUCAUAAUAACCUGAGAGUAUUUAUUGCAGUUUACUCCCAGAAAAAUAGUCUGCAUCAUCACAUACCUUCUGUAUAUGGAGAUUCAGACUAACAGUUGUGGCUUUUGGUGGUAAUUAUUCACAUAAUUAAUAAUUUAUAAUUAUAAUUAUUGUCAAAAUUUAGGUGAUUUAACUGAUUUCAUACUGUAUGUUUCUAACACCUUUUCUAAACAAAUUCAAACUCCAACAAGAUCUUAACUCAAAGCUGAAAGGGUUCACCCCAAAAUCAAGAACAUGUAUUUUUCCUCUCACCUCUAGUGCUAUU
Molecule: messenger RNA, 2751 nt
Organism: Plectropomus leopardus (leopard coralgrouper)
Lineage: Eukaryota; Metazoa; Chordata; Actinopteri; Perciformes; Serranidae
Source: RefSeq, a predicted model, not a curated record